Aphanomyces astaci is the source of this 1306-nucleotide messenger RNA. RefSeq lists its product as hypothetical. The record is from RefSeq and is a predicted model, not a curated record. Lineage: Eukaryota; Oomycota; Saprolegniomycetes; Saprolegniales; Verrucalvaceae. The transcript has 4 exons. Bases 39 to 1232 code for a protein of 397 amino acids.
CUUCGUCCACAUCCAAGCCACUUGGAAACGCGUCAGCCAUGCCGCAAGCUACAACCGCAGCCAUUAUUGAUGAGAGCUCUGUGAGCCUUGAUCGUGUCCUAGACACAGAGACUGAACCUGAACCGACCCCCAAGACUACAUCCUCGUCCUUGGAAGACGAUGUCAAAGGGUUGCAAGCUCAAGUCAGCGCCCUCUCCGCCGAAAUCACACAUUUGCACGAACAAUUGGAGUCCGCGGAGGCGGAGCGUCAGCCGCUGCGCAGAUCCUUGUCGAUGAAGGAUCAAGUGGUAUCCGACCUGACGGGACGCGUUGCGGACCUAGAACGCCGACUCGCGCACGACAAGGCCGAGUACGAUAAGGCCGUGUCGAACCGAGAUCAGUCCAUCGACGCGUUGCAGUCCAAAGUCCGGGACCUGAAGCGCGAGACGAACGUCCUCACCGACGACUACGAGUCCGUCUCCGAGGAAAAGCAUGAGUUGGAGGAACAGCUCGACAAGGAGCACACCCAGCUGAUCAACCUCCAGGACGAACUGGCCGAGAUGGACACCCUCGUCGCGGACCUCCGCGCCGAAAUCGACCGAUUGAACCAGCGCAACGAGCAGGAUGUCAUGGCCGCGGAAGAGGCACAGCACACCGCCACGGCCGCGCAACAGGCGCUUGAGGACGCGGCAGCGGACACGGCGGCCAAAUUGAUUGCGUUGACACAGGCCAACGAGGCAUUGGAGGACGCAUUGGCGGCGGCCGUCGCUCGUCAUGCGACCGGCACGACCGAGUACCAAGGCCAGGUGGACGCGCUAAAGUUGGAGCACGACGCACAUGUGACAUCGUUGGAACGUCGCCAGCAAGUCGUGGACCUGGAAUGUGCGACACUGCAAGCGGCCCUUGCCCAAGCCCAGGCGGCCGCUGCGUCGACGUCGACCGCGCAGGAAGACUUGGAGAUUAAAGUAGCCCAGCUGGAGGCGGCCAACACGGCGCAAGCCAACGACUGGGCCAACGUCGAGCGCGGGUGGAAGAAACGUGUCCAGGAGCUGACGGACCGAUGCGAUGAGGCGGUCGCCGCCGCGGCGGACGUGCAGCUUGGACGGGACCACGCGGUGGCCAUGAACGCCCAGCUGACGAGUGAAGUGGAGACGCUCAACCAGCGCAGUGUGUGGAACCCAGUGAUCCACGCCGUGUGUUUGUUUGCGGGAAUUGCGUUCGGGAUGAAGGCAUUCCAAGGCCCGGUGGCCUAAGUUGGCAUAUAUAUAUAUAUACUUUGAAGUAUACAUAUACAUAUAUAUAAUAUAUACAUACGGGUGUCAGAGUA